AGCUGUCUUCCUCUUCCACAACAAAUUUGUUGCUCAGAGACAGAGAUGCCGGCCAAAACACCCAUCUAUCUAAAAUCCAACAACAGUAAAAAAGGAAAGAAGUGUCGCCUGAGAGACAUUCUGUCCCCAGACAUGAUCAGCCCUCCACUAGGGGACUUUCGCCACACUGUCCACAUAGGGAAAGAAUGCGAUACCUUCGGUGAUAUGUCCUUCCUUCAAGGCAAGUUUGAGCUUCUUCCAGGCAAGGGUGGCAUGAUACGGCCUCAGCACGGCACCCAUGGAGAGUUCAUGCGAGCUAACAGUGCAUCUGAUGCGUCUUAUAUUGAAGCUCCAUCUCCGAUUCUAAAGAAUGCUAUCUCCCUUCCAAGCAUAGGAGGCAGCCAAGCACUGACCCUGCCUCUUAUCUCUACCACUGUGUACCCAGUGACCCGGGAUCCUUUUGAUGACCUGUCUGGGCUGUCCACUCCAUCCGUCAGCUCAGAAGGAAGAGAUGACCUAGAUAUCCUGCAAAUGGAAAACCUUCUUAAGUCUAUCACGAUGUUCCGACGUGAUCCCAGUCCUAUCCUGGAGGAAGGUGAGAAGUCGUUAUUUCUUGUGGAUCAAGUGGAAAAGUCACCAGCAAAGAAAAACUUUAAAUACAGCAGCAUGAACAACACAGAGAACGAGUCUGACAAACCUUUAAAGUCACUUUAUGUCAACGGCAAGCACAAUGAAAAUGACAACAGCAAUGUGACUGCCAAUUGCAAAAACAACAUCAGCUGUAAUAAUGACUACAACAGCAUAAACGAUGACUUCUUCCAGUGUGAAAAAGAGUUUGGUGGAAACGGUGACCUGGCAGAUAGAGACAGUGGCGUAGAGGAGGGACGCAUUUCUGACUUUGACUUUGAGCUCUCAAAAAGCAAGAGUGUCUCUCAUCAGUCUUUGAGUCAGAUCUCUGGGUCACUGCUGUCACUUGAACUGGACUUGGGCCCCUCCAUCCUGGAUGAUAUACUUAAUAUUAUGGGUAAGCCUGAGCAUUGAACAGAGACCCUGGCAAAAGCAGAGAGGGAAAAACAGACUAGCCGGUCAGAUUAACAUAUAAAGCCUAGUUCACAGUACACUAUUUUUGCCCUGAUUUUCGCUCGCCGGCUGGUCGGCCCUAGAUUUGCCGGCUCGGGAGCAACUCGGUGUUCGCUCGGCGAUGGAAACUCGGCUCUCAAUUGCUAUGUGUGAACUACUCAACAACUUGAUCCAAGCGGCUCGCCGAGCACUCUGCUCUGACCGAAGCGAGAUUUCUAGCAUGUCAGAUAUCUGGAUCUGAGUUGCCCGACUAGCAAUGAGUGCUAUGUCGAACAGCCAAUGAGAACGCAAGAUACGGUGUGAGGGGAAACGCAGGGGAGUAGUUGUAAAAAGGUGGGACAGGGGCAUAAUAUAGUUUGUAUCAGAAUACAUCGGCACACACACAAGUUUUACAGUAUUUCUGACCUUAUAGUUCUCUACAAAACACCGUUGCAGUGCAAAAAAUAUGUAUUAACCUGUAAUUAACAAUCCAUGCUAUUCACGUAGCCAAAUCCACUCAGAUUCAUAUUCUUUAUUUUUUCUCCUUGAUUUUACGCUGCACAUCAGAACAUGAACUUUGAUCACUCGCUUAUUGUUGACGUGCAUUUUUGGACAUGGUAUCAUUAAACCUUUUGUCACUUCUCGCGUUUGUUGUCGUGACAAAACAUAGUUCAGAAGACCAGAUAGACUCGCCUGCGAUUCCAGUUGGUGAUAGAUCAUGUAGUGUGAAAUCAGUCGUAAAGUGUGAAAGCCACACCGACUUGAAAGACUCCUGAUUACAAGAGAUCCAGUUGUGUGAACUGUACAGUGACCUGACGACUUGGAAAGUCGUGUAGUGUGAACUUGGCAUAAGGUGUGGUAUAUGGGUAUUCUGUAUUUAAAUGAACAUUACGUUUUUAUAUGCUUUUGUCAUCUGCUUCAGCUUUCUUUUCCAUUGUCUGUUUCUCAUAAGAGAUGAAUGUGUUAUUAAAUGUAAAUUAAAGUACACACAGACAGCCUAUUGGCUGCAUUUUAUGUUGCAAUUGGGCUGAAAAUAGUAAAAAAUAAUGUGUGUGUUUAACAGUUUAAUCACAAGUAAAUACAAGAGGUGCAUUUAGUGCAUAAUGUUGUUUACUAAUGCACAAUAUUUUAUGAAUAUCAGUGUAGUUAAAUUUCUCUACGAUAUCACAAAAACUGUACAGAUAUUAUAUUUAUAAUUUUGCUUUAACUGCGCUACAAAAGCAUCAAAGCAUGUGCGUGUGUUGUGUGUGUGUGAUUAUUGUAAAAUGCUACAGUAAUAAAU
Molecule: messenger RNA, 2320 nt
Organism: Trichomycterus rosablanca
Lineage: Eukaryota; Metazoa; Chordata; Actinopteri; Siluriformes; Trichomycteridae
Gene: cdc42ep3
Product: CDC42 effector protein (Rho GTPase binding) 3
Exons: 1
Coding region: 46-1020 (324 amino acids)
Biological process (GO): positive regulation of actin filament polymerization; positive regulation of pseudopodium assembly; regulation of cell shape
Cellular component (GO): cytoplasm; membrane
Molecular function (GO): small GTPase binding
Source: RefSeq, a predicted model, not a curated record